Molecule: messenger RNA, 4204 nt
Organism: Xenopus laevis (African clawed frog)
Lineage: Eukaryota; Metazoa; Chordata; Amphibia; Anura; Pipidae
Gene: chfr.L
Product: checkpoint with forkhead and ring finger domains, E3 ubiquitin protein ligase L homeolog
Biological process (GO): protein ubiquitination; ubiquitin-dependent protein catabolic process
Cellular component (GO): nucleus; PML body
Molecular function (GO): ubiquitin protein ligase activity; ubiquitin-protein transferase activity
Source: RefSeq, marked provisional
CCGACGGGGAAGGCCCUUGCGAAGUCUCCAGCUCACUGACAGCAGGGAGGCCGCUAUUCCAAUGAGUCGAGAUGGAAGGCUUAGAUGAGAAGAAGCCAUGGGGGAAGCUAAGUAGACUGUUGGGAGCUGAGACGGACUCUUCAUCUGAACUGUUUCUUUACAAAAAGGAAUGGACAAUAGGAAGAAAGAAAGCAUGUGACCUGUCUUUCCCUGGAAACAAGUUAGUGUCUGGAGAACACUGCAAAAUUACAGUGAAUGAAGAAUCUGGUGAAGUUUCUUUAGAGGACACCAGCACAAAUGGCACAGUAAUCAACAAACUGAAAGUAAUAAGAAAACAGACUUACCCCUUGAAAAAUGGUGAUGUGAUCUAUGUUGUCUAUAGGAAAAAUGAGCCUGAACAAAAUGUUGCUUACCUAUACAAAUCCUUAAACCAAGGACAAGAUAGCUUGCAUGAUCCAGCAGAUACCUCAGGUUCAGAGGAAGCUGAGACUCAAACUUUGUCGUCUCAAGAUGAUCAGCUAUCAUAUGAAGAACCUCAGCCUUCCACCUCCACAUCCAGUCUUUUCAGUACACCUACUACCUCUGCAAUUCCUGGGGUACAGCUUGAGAGUGCUGAGAAGUCUGGGGAAAGUCUUGGAGGCCACAGCUCCACAUCAGAUGCAAGCCCUGCGAUAAGAGCUAGUAUUCCUAAAUCUAAUUUAUCAACACAGGAGCAGGGAUCUCUAGGUCCUCCAAAAAAGAGAAUUAGAACAGAGGACCAUUGGACAACCAACAAAAAUUUUGUUCCUGCAAGUUGUCCAAUAGGAGCAAGCGAUGAAAGCAAGACGCCAAGUAUGAAGCCUGAUAAGAUGGAGGAAACACUCACCUGUAUUAUCUGUCAGGAAUUGCUACAUGACUGUGUCAGUUUGCAGCCAUGCAUGCAUACUUUUUGUGCUGCCUGCUACUCUGGUUGGAUGGAACGCUCUUCCCUCUGCCCCACCUGCCGCUGCCCUGUUGAGCGCAUCUGUAAAAACCAUAUACUGAACAAUUUGGUGGAGGCCUAUUUGAUCCAGCAUCCAGAGAAAUGCCGCAGUGAGGAAGACAGGUGUAGUAUGGAUGCACGGAAUAAGAUCACACAAGAUAUGUUACAGCCAAAGGUACGUCGGUCAUUCUCUGAUGAAGAGGGGAGCUCUGAGGAUCUGCUGGAACUUUCUGAUGUGGAUAGUGAAUCCUCUGACAUAAGCCAGCCUUAUACUGUGUGCAGGCAGUGCCCUGGAUUUGUGCGCCACAGUAUGCAACCCCCACCAUAUCCACCACCUUCUGACACAGAAACCUCACGGACACAAGGAGAUGCCCCUUCUACCUCUACCAACUUUCCUACGGCUACCCAGGAAUAUGUGUGCCCUUCACAUGGAAGCCACGUGAUCUGCACCUGCUGCUUCCAGCCGAUGCCAGACCGAAGGGCAGAACGGGAGCACAACUCUCAUGUGGCACCACAGCAAUGCACUAUAUGUUUGGAGCCAUUUUGCCACAUGUACUGGGGAUGCAACCGCAUGGGCUGCUUUGGGUGUUUAGCUCCAUUCUGUGAGUUAAAUCUAGGAGACAAAUGUUUGGACGGGGUUUUGAAUAACAAUAAUUAUGAAUCAGACAUCCUCAAGAAUUACCUGGCAUCCAGGGGGCUCACAUGGAAAGACAUGCUGAAUGAAAGCUUGGCAGCUGUACAGAGAGGGGUGUUUAUGCUUCCUGAUUACAGGAUAAAUGGAACCACUGUACUCUGCUACUUUUGUGGAUUGCGGAACUUUAGAAUUCUAACUUACCAGUACAGACAAAACAUCCCAGCUUCAGAGCUACCAGUGACUGUUACUUCUCGGCCAAAUUGCUAUUGGGGACGGAAUUGCAGAACUCAGGUUAAAGCUCACCAUGCUAUGAAAUUCAAUCACAUAUGUGAACAAACCCGCUUCAAGAACUGAUUACUGGCAAUGCUUGAACGAUCUUGCGCCUCUUUAUAAAGUGGGAUCAAGACAAAGAAUCUCUCUCUUGGGACUGAGUUUUAACCUUCUCUCUGAUGUGAUAGAGAGACUGCUCAUCACAAAAUCUGUGACCUAAACGUAUACAUUAUAAUCCUCCGUUUUAAUAAGUUUAUUGCUAGCGGGCCUUUACAUGUCUUCAUAGCGUCACGUCUGCCCUCUGGCUGAGUUCAUGUAUUAGCGUCAUCUUCCUUGUGUUAACUACAGAGGGCUCAGAUGUGGUUAUUCCACAGUUGUAUCAGGCUAUGCAAAGUGUAUGACAUUAGGCCUAUUUUUCUCCGCUCUCAUUUGAGUGACUGUAGCCCAUUGACAGCCGUCUUUGCAUAUCUGUGGUGGGCAAAAUAUAAACGGUUGAAUUCGAUUUUUGGACUUUUUAAAUUAGUAAUGUGUUUCUACUUAUAUAUAUCUACCAGUGAAGAUACAAAUUCCUUCUGCCUAGGACAGCAGCAGCCGCCCCAUGUUUUAUAAGCUUACCUAACCUAACUUCCAGUUUUCUCUUACCUGUCCUUGCAUAGACAGAAAAUGAGAAUGUGGACAAGUUCCCUGCACCGGAAGGUACUACUGUAUUACAAACAUAAGCAAUGUAAAUACAUCCUCUUCCUUCCAAAUGAUUUGUAAAUCUUUUGAAACACUAUUCUGAACUAGCAUUGCAAAUCUUUCAAAAGCAUCAAUGUUCACAUGUACUUUUAGAGAGUAUCAUUUGGAGUAAAUACCCAACAGGCUGUUGACUGAAUGGAGGUAAUGAAAGAGGUGCUGCUUCUGAACUCACCCUUUAACAACCAUGCUACCUCUUUCCACCACCAUGUACAGCUGGAUGUGUGUAUCAGACACAUGUUUAAGUGCCAGUCUUAUUGUUAGUGUUCAUGUAGCAUGUAUGGGGAAUACUACAGUUCAGUGAUACAUUUUAGCCAUAAUGGAACAUAUAUUUUUUGUGUGCUCCAUAUGUGUCCCCAGAAUGGGGGGGCUGCAAUGAAGUAUAAAGGUAUUACAUACAUCCCCAGGUUUUAAGAUGUCACAAUCCUCUGUGGUUUUCUAUUUUAAUAUGAUGUUUGUGCUUCUUAGUGGACCCUUGAGCAUUGGGAUCACUACUAAUCAUAUGCUUUUGUCCUGUGGGCUACAGUAUAUGACUCUCCAUUCCCAACAGCCAAUUGGAGUGUUUGGCACUCCAGCAGAGCAAAGGUAAACGACCGCUCUGAGAACGAAGGAGCUGUUUUUGGCUGCCUAGCAGUACCACAUCCCCUAGGUUUGAUUCCAAGCAGUGCAAAACCUGCAAGGAGUUUGUAUGAUUUCCUACAACUCCAAAAUACAGGUUGAUUGGCUCCUGACCCUAGUGAGUAAAUGUGAUAGGAACCUUAGUUUGUGACUCCACUGGGGCAGGGACUGAUCUACAAGCAUCUGCAGAAUAUGUUGGUGCUGUAUAAAUAGAAAGUAAUAGUAUCUUCUCCUGGGAUAUGGACUACACUAACAAUUGAUUCCACAACCCUAUAAUCUGAAUUUGGGGUGCAAAACACCAAUUGUAUAGAACAGUGAAGCACUGUGUUUCUGGUUUACUGACGUUAUCCAGAUUCCGUUUUGUCCCAUUUGUUUUUUCGGUGAUAUUCAUUUUCUUUCUGACAUUUUGGUAAUUUAAUGUUACAAGAGUAAUGGCAUGUAUAGUCGAUGGGUGCAGGCAUUUAUAUUACACUUCUUGAAUUUUGGUUACUGUUAAGUAAUGCAGGUGAAAAAUGGUUAAAAGAAUUGUCAGAUGAAAGGGCAAAAAAUUAAAAUACCAAAUCUGCUGAGAUCUGAUAUUUCUGUUGUUUCUCACGUGUGCAAUAUUUUGGCAGCUUGCUUGUACGAGUGUUAAAGGGGUUGUUCACCUUUGAAGUAGCUUUUAAUAUGAUGUAGAGAGGGAUAUUCUGAGACAAUUUGCAAUUGGUUUUAAUGUUUUAUUAUUUUGGGUUUUUGAGUUACUUAGCAGCUCUCCAGUUUGUAGUUUCAGCAAUCUGGGUGCUAGGGUCCAAAGUACCCUAGCAACCAUACACUGAUUUUAUUAAGAGACAGGAAUAUUAAUGGGAGAGAGGCCUGAAUAGAAAAAUGAGUAACCAAUUACAAUCCUUGUGUAGCUUUACAGAGCAUUGUAUUUUAGAUGGAGUCAGUGACUCCCAUUUGAAAGCUGGAAAGAGUCAGAAGAAGCAAAGAAAAAAAAUUUAAAAAAA